This is a messenger RNA of Salmo salar (Atlantic salmon), 3510 nucleotides long. The record is from RefSeq and is a predicted model, not a curated record. Lineage: Eukaryota; Metazoa; Chordata; Actinopteri; Salmoniformes; Salmonidae.
GGCAGUAUAGCCAGUGCUUGCAGAGUAGCCCACGGGUUUCUGACAUGCGAAGAAGGGUUCCACUUCCGGAAAUCAAAUAAUUCACACGAUAACGUCAACAUCGUUUAAUUAGCUAGCUACCUAACGUUAAAUGUAAAAACACUAUACAUGAUUGGAUGGCCGCUUAGCUAAAAAGAGGGUAUGAAUUAACAGUUUGUGAUCGACUCUGCACCGGUCAAGCGUGAAGUGGUUGAAUGGUCAGGCUCAGUAUGUGCGCGUCCGGAAAGUACAGUUCACGGGGCCCGGCUCUGAUUCCACGGAUGAAGACUAAGCACCGCAUCUACUACAUCACCCUGUUCUCUGUGGUGCUGCUGGGACUCAUCGCCACAGGGAUGUUCCAGUUCUGGCCACACUCCAUCGAAUCAACUGCAGACUGGGGCCUGGACCGACGCAGCGUGCACGAUGCACCUCUCGUCCGACUGCCUAUCUCCAACCCUAUUCCUGAGAGAGGGGACCUUAGCUGCCGAAUGCACACUUGCUUUGAUGUGUAUCGAUGUGGCUACAACCCUAAGAAUAGAAUCAAGGUGUACAUCUAUCCUCUGCAGCGUUUUGUGGAUGAGGUAGGAGUGCCCAUCAGCAGCACAGGCCUGUCCCGAGAGUACAAUGACCUGCUCAGUGCCAUCUCCGACAGUGAGUUCUACACAGAUGACGUCACCAGGGCAUGCCUGUUCGUGCCCUCUAUUGAUGUGCUCAAUCAGAACUCUCUGCGCAUCCGGGAGACUGCCCAGGCUCUGGCCAUGCUCCCCAGGUGGGAUAAAGGGAUGAACCACCUUCUGUUCAACAUGUUACCUGGAGGACCUCCAGACUACAACACAGCCCUUGAUGUGCCAAGAGACAGGGCUCUGCUUGCAGGGGGAGGCUUCUCCACGUGGACCUACAGGCAGGGUUAUGACAUCAGCAUCCCUGUGUACAGCCCUCUGUCUGCAGACGUGGAGCUGCCCGAGAGACAGCCUGGGCCCCGGCGCUACUUCAUUCUGUCGUCUCAGACGGCCAUCCACCGUGAGUACCGGGCAGAGCUAGAGAGGCUGAAGGAGGAGAACGGGGAGGCUCUGCUCCUCCUGGACAAGUGCAGUAACCUAUCUCAGGGAGCCGCCUCAGCAAGGAAACGUUGCUACAAGGGCCAGGUGUUCGACUACCCCCAGAUCCUCCAGGAGUCGUCGUUCUGUGUGGUGCUGCGCGGGGCUCGGCUGGGACAGGCCACACUCAGUGAUGUGCUGCAGGCUGGCUGUGUCCCUGUCAUCCUAGCAGACUCGUACAUCCUGCCCUUCUCUGAGGUCCUCGACUGGAAGAGGGCAUCCGUGGUCAUUCCAGAGGAGAAGCUCCCAGAGAUGUACACCAUCUUGAAGAGUAUCCCUCACAGGCAGGUGGAGGAGAUGCAAAGACAGGCCCGCUGGUUCUGGGACGCUUACUUCAGCUCCAUGAAGGCCAUCGGCAUGACAACGCUUCAGAUCAUCAAUGACCGCAUCUACCCCUAUGCUGCCCGCACCUACGAACAGUGGAACAACCCCCCUCUGGUGAAGUGGUCGAGUGUGAACAGCCCUCUGUUCCUGCCUCUCAUCCCACCGAGGUCCCCAGGGUUCACUGCUGUGGUGCUGACCUACGACCGUAUCGAGAGCCUCUUCCGGGUCAUCACGGAGAUCUCCAAGGUUCCCAGCCUGGCCAAGCUACUGGUGGUGUGGAACAACCAGAACAAGAGUCCCCCUGAAGAUUCUCUAUGGCCGAAGAUUGCCGUGCCUCUCAAGGUGGUGCGCACCAAAGAGAACAAGCUCAGCAACCGCUUCUUCCCCUACGACGAGAUCGAGACUGAGGCCGUGCUGGCCAUCGACGAUGACAUCAUCAUGCUGACGUCUGACGAACUGCAGUUUGGCUACGAGGUGUGGAGGGAGUUACCAGACCGGUUGGUGGGGUACCCGGGUCGGCUCCACCUAUGGGACCACGAGAUGGGGAAGUGGAAGUACGAGUCCGAGUGGACCAACGAGGUGUCUAUGGUUCUGACUGGAGCAGCCUUCUACCACAAGUACUUUAACUACCUGUACACUUACAAGAUGCCAGGAGACAUCAAGAACUGGGUGGAUGCUCAUAUGAACUGUGAGGACAUCGCCAUGAACUUCCUGGUGGCCAACAUCACUGGCAAAGCCCCCAUAAAGGUGACCCCAAGGAAGAAGUUCAAGUGUCCUGAGUGCACAGCCAUUGACGGUCUGUCCCUGGACCAGACACACAUGGUAGAGAGGUACGUCCUGCACUGAGCAUGCUCAUCGCCUAGCAACUCAAGAAAGGAUCGGAGUGCAUCAACAAGUUUGCGUCGGUGUUUGGCACCAUGCCCCUGAAGGUAGUGGAACACCGUGCAGACCCAGUCCUCUACAAGGACGACUUCCCAGAGAAACUCAAGAGUUUCCCCAACAUCGGCAGUCUCUGACCGGACAGGGCUGUGGCCCAGCAACCCCCAGACACCCAUACAUACCCAGCAUCUUCUAGUUCAGGGGAGACAUAGUUUCUGUCCAUAUAGAACUAUCUGGAAGGUUGUUCUCUGUGGGGUGGUGUUGGGCACCUGUAUUGUUUCCUUUCCUAAAUACUGGUUUGAAGUGGUGAGAGUUGAGGUGUGUGUGCUCAUUGGUUGACUAGACAGAAUCCACUGUGCGACAGAGAUGACUAGUCUGUGUAUGUCUGCUGCUGUAUUCGAGUCAGAGGCCCCGUGGGCUCUUUGGCUGAUCUGGGAUCAGUGUAUAUAAAUCACAGCAGUACUAAAUGUUAAUGUAGCAUGGUGAGUCAGGACCACUGUCUGCCAAGCAUAUGGGGAGGGGGAUGUGUAAUAUGUUGAAAACCCAUAGAGAUAAUAUAUCCCAUGUCACUUAUCUCUAACUGAUGAAUUUUAAAAAAUGAUAAAUAAUAUGAAAAACAAGGUAGUUUAAGAGGGGGCUUCUUGACAAAGGUCAUUUCAUGGCAUGAGCUAUUUUUAUUUGUUUAGUGAGCACUGCAGAUGUGUAUGAUCAGCUUUCUCUGCAUAGAGGAUAUAUUGCAAAUAAUAUGUACACUAUAUAUUUACUGCCAAUUGUUCUACUGCUAACACUUUUCAAAAGAAUGACCGGUAUCUGGACAUUUUAAUGACCUUUUUUUAAGUGUUCUGCUGCGUAAUAUAUAAACUAUUGAAGUAACAUCUAGUCUGGUAUAGGAGGGAAGCUACUGUAAUUGAUGCGGUGACAUUGGACUGUCUGCUUCAUGGAGAUGUAGGCACCAGGAUGUACAACUCCCCAAUUCUGAUGUCUCUUUUUGUUUUAGGCUUCUGUUAGUCUGUGUAGGCUUGCUCAUCUCUCUAAAGGAAUGUCCUAAGCAUUAAGUUCAAGUCAGCACACACUUUUUAACAUGUCAAUAUUGCCUUUGUUUUUUUACUUUCGUAAGGAUUGUUGUUUGUGAUAAAUGUGUCCCAAAAUAUAAAUUGGAAGAAAUACAUGCUAAAUAAAGAUGUUUUCCAUG